AUGAUCUCCUCCGCCGUCCUCAUCCCCGAAGACCCUCAACCUCAAUCCGAAUUCCCGGACCGAGAAGAAAGCAAUCCGCUCAAACGUCGACAGUCGUCUGUGUCGACAUCCUCUGGGUCCAGCAAGAGACCUCGCCUCGAUGUGCCGUCUUCGAGCAACGAUGCGGCCGCCUCACCCACUGCACGUUCCUCUGCCUACCCAGUCGCAGAUUCGGCAACCCAGGCCCAGGCAAUGUCUCCUCCCCCUCCUCCUCGCCAGCAGCCAGAGCCGCGGGGGCGCUCAACCGCCGCGGGCCUGGAGCAAGAUAAAUCGCGCAACAGGCGCUUGUUCGGCGCCCUGCUAGGUACGCUGUCGCAAUCGACUCGGCCGUCAAAAUCGUCAGCGUCAGCGUCCGCGGCGGCAUCAACGGCCGCAGUAGCAACGUCGGCGGCGCGCAACUCCCGCCGCGACGAGAUCGAAAACCGACAGCGUGAGCGGCUGAAGCGCGAGAAUGAGGAGAUGGCAGAACAGGCGCGGAGGAAGAGGGAGGAAUUAGAUCGUGUGCGGCGGCGUGAGCAGAGGCAGUGGGAUGAGGAAGGCAUAAAGAUCAAACACCGGAAUUUGCGGGCCAUUGCUCGCUUUUUGUGCACGAGUGCUGAGCCGAGAUUGUACUACAAACCUUGGGAACUGCGCCCUCACGAGGAAGACGUGAUAAAACGCCAAAUCGACGAAGCCGAGCAAACGAUCCAGCGCGAACUCGACGAGCUUGAUGUAAGCCGACAACGACGGUCAGACGGUGCCGAGGAACCUUCUGGUCCGCGAAGCACGAGUCAGACCGCAGAGAAUGGGAAUCUAGACUCAGAGAAGCAGGACCAUGAUGCUGAUGGGUUGCGAAAGGGAGAUGUUAAUGGCGAUGGCGACGGCGACGGCACCUCGCUCGCUCCAAAAGGACCUGAAGACAGGCCGACAAGCCCAGCAACCGUGACAAAGAAGGUUGAUGCUGACGAGGAUGAUGUGAGUCCUGAUCCUGGGCGCCAGUCUCGGCCGAAACACCAAGACUCCAUGGGAGGAGAUGGAAGUGAUCGGCCGGCAAGCAAAGACGACGACCAUGGCGGCGAAGAGCUCGAGCAAGGGCGGGAAGAUGAUGUUAUCUACUGA
Messenger RNA from Capronia epimyces CBS 606.96, 1137 nucleotides. RefSeq lists its product as uncharacterized. The coding region runs from base 1 to 1137 and encodes 378 amino acids. The record is from RefSeq and is a predicted model, not a curated record. The transcript is spliced from 2 exons. Gene Ontology annotation, cellular component: catalytic step 2 spliceosome. NCBI's taxonomy places the organism in Eukaryota, Fungi, Ascomycota, Eurotiomycetes, Chaetothyriales, Herpotrichiellaceae.